CUACUUAAGAUUACGAACCGCCAAUAAAUAUGAAGAAGAAGAGACACGAACAUCAAGCGCUGUUUUAGUUUGUUGAUUCUUCUCUCCGUGUCCUGUGUUGAUAAUGGGAUGGAUGUGAUUUGUUGUAAAUCAGACGAAACUGAUGAGGGUUUACAGGAUGAUGAAUCUACUGAUCAAACCUCCAUAGAGACUCUGGAUUCUGUCUAUAACGCUGGAGAACAGCAGCAGAUCCUGCAGACCAAACUCAAGAUGUGUUCAGUUAAACUCAUCGACUGCACGAACCUCAUGACGAAGAUUAAAACUGAACCUACAGAAAUAAAAACUGAACCUACAGAAAUAAAAACUGAACCCACAGAAAUAAAAACUGAACCCACAGAAGAGGAAGAUCACACUGAUGAGAAUAAGGAGGACGACGAUGAUUUUAUUCCUGAUGUAAAGAGUGAAUCCGGUUCUAAUGAAGAAACGUCAUCAAAAGAGCGACUGACAGCACAAACUCUUUCCUGCAUUACCCGUGGAAAGAUGUUCAGCUCACAGAGACAUUUAGAGAGACAUGAGAGAAAACACACAGAACAGAACGUCUUCACCAGAUCUGAGAUCAGCUUUACUACCUUACAAGAGAAGAAACUUCAUUCAGAAGAGCACAAAGAGAAGAAGAAGAUUCACUGUCAGCAGUGUGGGAAAGAUUUUGACUUCUUAUAUCAGCUGAAAAGACACAUGAGGACACACAGUGGUGAAAAACCUUUUAACUGCACUAAAUGUGGCAAAUAUUUCAGCACCAAACAAAAUCUUGAUAUUCAUAAGAGCAUUCACACAGGAGAAAAACCAUACAAGUGUUCUCACUGUGAAAAGCGAUUCAGACAUAAAAGCCACAUGAGGAGACACACGCGUUUACACACCAAUGAGAGACCGUAUCAGUGCAGUCAAUGUGACAAAUGUUUCAAUGCCAAAGAAUAUCUUGUUGUUCAUCAGAGAGUUCACACUGGAGCAAAACCGUAUUACUGUAAUGUUUGUGAGAAGAGUUUUAAACAAUAUGGCAGUUUAGUGACGCACCAGAGAAUUCAUACAGGUGACAAACCAUACAAGUGUACUUACUGUGAGAAGACGUUUGCUCGGUCAUGUUCUUUAAAAAUCCAUGUGAGAGUUCACAGUGGCGAGAAACCUUACGUCUGCUCUCAAUGUGGAAAGAGCUGUACUGAUUCAUCUCAUUUGAGAGUUCAUCUGAGAAUUCACACUGGAGAGAAACCUUACAUCUGCUCUCACUGUGGAAAGAGCUUCUCUACUUCAGUUAGUUUGAAAGGUCAUGAGAGAGUUCACACUGAGGAAAAUCCUCAUCACUGUAGUGUUUGUGGGAAGAGUUUCAGUCGACGUGGCUAUUUAGUUUUACACCAGAGAAUUCAUACAGGUGAAAAACCUUACAAAUGCUCUCAGUGUGGGAAGACGUUUGCUAAGUCAAGUCACUCUAAAAUCCAUGAGAGAAUUCACACUGGAGAGAAACCUUACGUCUGCUCUCAAUGUGGAAAGAGCUUCACUACUUCAACUCAUUUGAGAGUUCAUCAGAGAGUUCACACCGGAGAGAAACCUCAUCACUGCAGUGUUUGUGGGAAGAGUUUUAAUCAAUUUGACAGUUUAGUGAAACACCAGAGAACUCAUACCGGUGAAAAACCUUACAAAUGCUAUCACUGUGAGAAGACGUUUACUCAGUCAUGUUCCUUAAAAAUCCAUCAGAGAGUUCACACUGGAGAGAAACCCUACGUCUGCUCUCAAUGUGGAAAGCGCUUCACUACUUCAUCUCAUUUGAGAGUUCAUCUGAGAGUUCACACUGGAGAGAAACCUCAUCACUGCAGUGUUUGUGGGAAGAGUUUCAGUCGAAAUGGCAGUUUAGUGAAACACCAGAGAACUCAUACAGAUUAAAGACUUUACAUAAGACGUGUACUGGGUCAGGUUACUUAAAAGCUGUGUUAAUUUUCAGGAAAUAAAAACUAACAUGGCUUAGCAAAUAAUAUUUAGCAUAGCAUUCCAAAUGAACUGUUACAUGUUAAAACAAUCCUUUGAAUUGUAUCAUUGAUCUCUGUGAUGCCUCUUUUUUUUAGCAAUAAUUGCUGCAAUUUCAAGCGCAAAGUAAUUUAAAGCAACACUAUGUAGUUUUUUUACCUUUAAAUAAUGUCUCUAAAAUUAUUUCAGUGACAGAACAACUUUUAACAGGACAAAUUGUACUGUUGCUGCAACCUGAGCAGGCUCCUAGCUGCUACAAGCACACUCUGAAAGUGGCGGUGGAGGGUAGAGCACACAGCCCCGCCCCUCCCCCUACCUGCAGAAGAGUGUCUGAUACCAGGCACUGUUGCGCUUUUCAACCACAUGGGGGAGCUGUUAGUCAUUUUUACAUGAAAACUACAUAGUGUUGCUUUAAGACAUGCUUUUUUUCGGCAUUAAAUUAUGGCGCAAAUCCCACGUGCAAACAUUAGUAAAUCGCGUUACGUGAAUUAUUUAAAUAAUCUCCUCACAAAAAUGUUGCGUCUGAAAGGGAAACUCCUAGAAAUGCAUAUGCAAUAAGAUCAGUCGCAAAACUAACUUAACCAUGCCUUGUCAGCGCUAAUUAUCCACUGUUGGGAUUUACUGAAAACGCUCAGUGGUUAUUUAACGUCAAAUGAUGGUUUGCGCUGGUGCAAGCUGUUAGUAAAUCUGGCCCAUAGUCUUUAUGAAAAGCAUUAAAUCAUUAUAUUGAUUUUGCAAAAACAAAGCCUUAAAUUACAUUAAAAAAUAUUAAAUUUUAUGUCUACAGACAUCCCUACUUUGUUGAAACCUGUCGCUUCAGAAUCACAACCAGUAUACAUUAUUAUUUGUAGAUUUAUUCCUAGAGUUGUUUACGAUGGCGAUGCUGUGGAUAAAUUGAUUAAACAAAAUGUAAAUAAACUGACAUCUUAUAUGCGAGUUUCGUCACACGUAUUUACACCUUGUUGCGUCCAGAAUUGAGUAAAUCAUACAUACAAACAAUACAAUGUUACAGUGUAAUCGUUUUAAAUCAUGCAGUACAGUGUUGCAUUGUAAACUUUGUCUUUUUAGAGGACUGUAAAAUAGAUGGUCUCUCUCUCGCAAUGAGUUUGUGCGCGCACGUUAAAUGAAGCUCGUUCACGUACUGUAUGUCUAAGGCUAAGUUUACACGUGGGCAGCUAUUUUCAUAAACGGACAUUUCAACCUCUCCGGUUUCAAAAAUAAUGUCAGUUUUCAGAAAAGUGUUCAUUUACACGUACCCGUGCAUAUAUGGUCACUGUGAUUUCACCAAGUAAGAUGUGAUCCUGGAUCAACAUUUUUUGUUGAUCCUGGGUCAACGUUUUAAUCAAAGAUACCCCAACCUACCCUUAACUCAAACCCUAACCAUUUUUAAACCCUCAAAUUAGUGUAACAUCAUAGUUUGAGGAGUAUUUCUUAAAAGCCCCUAACCCAAUCCUAAACCUAAAUCUAACAUACACAAUAAUCCUACUCCUGCAAUCUGAUUGGUUAAUGAAAAUGUUGCUCCAGGACCAACAAUGGAGUUGAUCCAGGAUAACAUCUUAAGGGCUAUUUAUAGUCGUGCGUAGGAUCUAUGCCGU
This is a messenger RNA of Paramisgurnus dabryanus, 3587 nucleotides long. The record is from RefSeq and is a predicted model, not a curated record. Lineage: Eukaryota; Metazoa; Chordata; Actinopteri; Cypriniformes; Cobitidae.